AUGCUCGACGAGGAACGCUUGACUGAGAUUCCAGCAAUCUGUGGACUGGGUGUUUCACAGGUUUCCUUGGACUCGAGUAUUCCUUCGGCUAAAGCAAAGGCCGUCGAGAAGGCUGUCACUCGAAACUCCAUGGUUCCCAACAAGACAUAUGGUCUAGCAGGCGACAUCGAUGGAGGAGAACCAUGGAUCGCAAAUCUCCGGAUUGGAGACUUCAGGUCCUCAAAGCUGGGCCAACUGCCCCGUGUCUCACGCGACAAACAGACUCGCACUGACCUGGACUCAAGCCUGUGUUUGGCGCUCUCCUUAUUGGUUCUUGAAAGCACUAUCAUCAGUACUCCCGUUGUUGAAAUUACAGAUGCCUUGGAUCUAUUUUUAUAA
Endocarpon pusillum Z07020 is the source of this 378-nucleotide messenger RNA. RefSeq lists its product as uncharacterized. The transcript has a single exon. The coding region runs from base 1 to 378 and encodes 125 amino acids. The record is from RefSeq and is a predicted model, not a curated record. Lineage: Eukaryota; Fungi; Ascomycota; Eurotiomycetes; Verrucariales; Verrucariaceae.